Messenger RNA from Lepus europaeus (European hare), 2230 nucleotides. RefSeq names its product NBL1, DAN family BMP antagonist (gene NBL1). Gene Ontology annotation, biological process: animal organ morphogenesis. The coding region runs from base 462 to 1130 and encodes 222 amino acids. NCBI's taxonomy places the organism in Eukaryota, Metazoa, Chordata, Mammalia, Lagomorpha, Leporidae. The record is from RefSeq and is a predicted model, not a curated record. Gene Ontology annotation, molecular function: BMP binding; receptor ligand activity. The transcript has 4 exons.
GGUUGUUUGAACUUCUGAUCUAGCUUUGAGAGGCAGUGUACGGUGGCCCAGUCUUUCCCCUUCUGUCACUCUGCCUUUCAUAUAAACAAAGAGUUUUUUUAAAGUAACUUGCUCAGAGCUAUGUAGGAUGGGGGUGGCGUUGUGGUGCAGUGAGCUAAGUGGCUGCCUGCAGUGCCAGCGCCACCCCCUGUGCCAGAACAUGGGGUUCAAGUCCUGGCUGCUCUGCUUCCAACCCAGCUGCUUACUAAUGUGCCUGGGGUGGCAACAGAGGACAGCGAACGUGCUUGGGCCCCUGCCACCCACAUGGGAGACCUGGAUGGAGCUCCAAGCUUCUGGCUUCAGCCUGGACCAGCCUGAGCCGUUAUGGCCAUUUGGGGAAUGAACCAGCAGAAGAAAGAUCUCUCUGCGUCUCAUUCUGCCUUUCACAUCAAGAACCCUUUAUUUUAAAAAAGCUACCUGGGAUGGUAGAAAUGGAGUGUGCUUUCUGUGCUAGGCUCACCGAACGCCUCACUUCAUCUUCCCGAUGGCCACCUGGUGCAGGUGCCAUUAACGGCCCCAUCUGCGAGCUUCAGAGAGAAGUGGAGCGAGCAGGGUUCUGUUGGGGCUCCGAGGCCACGGGCACAAUGCUCAGGGUCCUGGUGGGGGCCGUCCUCCCUGCCAUGCUGCUGGCCGCCCCCCCGCCCAUUAACAAGCUGGCGCUGUUCCCGGACAAGAGCGCCUGGUGCGAGGCCAAGAACAUCACCCAGAUUGUGGGCCACAGCGGCUGCGAGGCCAAGUCCAUCCAGAACAGGGCCUGCCUGGGACAGUGCUUCAGCUACAGCGUCCCCAACACCUUCCCACAGUCCACAGAGUCCCUGGUGCACUGUGACUCCUGCAUGCCCGCCCAGUCCAUGUGGGAGAUUGUGACCUUGGAGUGUCCUGGCCACGAGGAGGUGCCCCGGGUGGACAAGCUGGUGGAGAAGAUCUUGCACUGCAGCUGCCAGGCCUGUGGCAAGGAGCCCAGUCCCGAGGGGCUGAGCGUCUACGUGCAGGGCGAGGACGGGCCCGGCGCCCAGCCUGGCGGGCAGACCCCCGAGCCCGAGGAGCCCCCAGGCGCCCCCCACACUGAGGAGGAGGGGGCGGAGGACUGAGGCCCCCGACUCUCCCUCCCCUCCCCACCGGGACCCCCUGUGGAAUGCUGGAUCUCACCCCCUCCUGGGGAAGAGUGAGGGCAGAGGCUGAAGCCCCCCUUUGGCACUGGAUGGACUUGGAUUCGGACUUGGACUUGGACUGCUGCCUGGUUGCUGUGGAGAUCUGCAGGGGAGGGGUGGAGCCAGGCUGCACAAUUUAAUAUAUUCACGGGUGGGGGGAGGAAGCAAGGUCCUGUGGGGUCUUUAUUUGCGGGGGGGUCCUCUUGCUUUCUGCCUUCUAGAGGUGUGCUCCUGGGAGGGGGAGGAGGGGGUCCCCAAGAUGGAGCACAGGCUAAGGCCCAAGCUCUCGGUGGGCAGGGUCCUGGGGGUGCAGAUGGUGUAACGGGGGUGGGGUAGGGCCCCUGAACGAGGGUGGGCACUGUGCCCGCAUCUACCCUGACUUUGGAAGCUCCAGCCCUGCCCCCGGGUUUCCUGAGCCCUGUGGCUCCCUUCACCCCCGGGGAAGUCCCUCCCAUGUGCGCAGGUGCCUCCCUCGCUGGGGGGUUUGGGAGUCAGGCCCGGGCAGGGCCCAGCUGACUCAGCGGCCCCAGAACCGGGCACCAGGCUUUCUGGCCUUUCUCCGGCUUCCUGGGUUGGCCUGGUGCUCGGGGUGGGGAGAGCAGGCAAAGAUGGACCCUCCCUGGGCCAGGGAGGAGCGCACCCCACCCUCUUCACCUUGGGGAUCUGGCCCCUCCCACUGCCCUCCAAGUCCGAAGGCCUCGGGAAGCUCCAUCCUCUCCGGGAGGCAGGUGGGGGGCAGAGGGUGGCCUGCCUUGGGUUGGGGAGGGGCGAGCCUGGCUGAGCCUGAGGCACUGCAGUGUGGGUGCUGGGGCUGACGUCUCUGCAACCCCCACCCCGCCACCCCUGGCUCCCAGCUGCACUUUAACCUCCGGAGUGGGGUGGGACCCGGGGCCAGGAAGAAAGUGCCUUUGUCCCAGCACUGCGUGUGCCCAGGGCGAUGCUGGUCGCCGCCCCCGCCCCGUGCUGGACCUUGUAGCCAGUAGAUAGACGCCACCUGACAGCUCUGCGCCUCCUUGGCAAUAAACCCCUUCCACACCUGC